CGUGAGUGCAUCUCUAUUCAUGUUGGUCAGGCUGGCGUUCAGAUAGGAAAUGCAUGCUGGGAACUCUUCUGCCUGGAGCACGACAUUCAGCCAGAUGGCACCUUCAAGGAUCUGCAUGAUAAACUCAACUGUGAUGACUCUUUUACCACAUUUUUCAGCGAAACUGUCACUGGGAAGCAUGUGCCACGGGCUGUAAUGGUGGACUUGGAACCAACAGUAGUAGAUGAAGUGCGGGCUGGCACCUUCCGGGAACUUUUUCAUCCAGAACAGCUGAUCACUGGAAAGGAAGAUGCAGCUAAUAACUAUGCCCGUGGCCACUACACCAUUGGCAAAGAAAGCAUUGAUAUGGUGCUUGAUCGUGUCCGUAAGCUG
This is a messenger RNA of Balearica regulorum gibbericeps (East African grey crowned-crane), 372 nucleotides long. Lineage: Eukaryota; Metazoa; Chordata; Aves; Gruiformes; Gruidae. The record is from RefSeq and is a predicted model, not a curated record.